UUUCCUUCGUCAUACUCUGCAUGCAGCCGGAACGGUUCGAACAGUUCUGCAAAUCGAUUGGCGUACAGCAGGCAGAAAUGGUGAAGAGUAUACUGCCGAAAUGUGUUUCGUUCCUUCUGCCCAAGUACGCCAAAUGUGAAGGGAUGGCGCCCAAGUAUGAUGCAAUAGCUAGUCGGAUGCACAAAGCACUUGCCCCUAUAAUAAGCACGGUAGAUCUUAAAGAUUACGUGUCGGAAAUUAUCAAACACCUCACCCACCGAUUGAACGAUCACGUUGAGCUGGGCAAGCUGUUGGACCAGGACCUGCCAAGCUGCUUCGUUGCCGAUCUGUCGCUUAGCAAAGCCACUUACUCGACGGCGCUCGAGCACCUGAAACAGUCGGUAUGGGGAUCGCAAUCGUUCAAGUACACGCUGCUGAGCAAUUUGUGUUUUAAAAACAGCUCACCAAUUGAACGCACCCUAACGGAUGUCAAACGCUGGCUUUGGGCGGCUGAUGAACCGGAGCAGAAAAUGGUACAUCUCUUCCAGUACACGGUGUUUCUCGACCAUCUGAAAGAGUACAUCGGACAGCAGAAGGAACGCGCGUUCAAACCCUAUCUCGUGCGAGAUGUGGUGUAUUUCCUGUGCAACUUGUUGUCCUCCUUUCCCGCCCUACGACUUGCCACGCUCAACAGCUUCGGGCGGUUCCUGGAGCACGUGGUCGCAUCUAGCGAUGCGUGCGAGCUGCUCUCGGAACAUUUGCACUUCAUAGUGUCAUCAUUGCUGGAGGUGGAAAAUGUCGAUCCGGCAUCGGAGAUUUCUCAAAAAUCGCUAACUCUGCUACGGUUUCUGAUCUUACAACACUCUGCCGCGUUUGCGGGUGCGAUCGGUAAGCUGAAUUAUCUACCAAAGGACGAACGAUUCGAUCAGUUGCGGCUUGCUAUAUCGCGCCAAAAAACGAUCGGUCAUGAAAAUGUGCUGCCAAGGGAAGAAAUCGCGGCGCUGAUUGAGUUGCCCAAUUUAAGAUACGAAGAUUUGGCUGCGCUGAAGAUUGUGCUCACCACCAAAAAGAAAGAUCUAAAAUUAUUGUGCGAUGAGCUGAGCGAGCAAAGCGCAUCGUCGGGCGCUAAUGGGGAAAGCGUGCUUCAUCGGUUAGUCUACACUUUGCUGGAAGUUGUGCGCAGCUCCCCGUUCGACAAGCGAUCGAUGGAAGCUCUCCGAUGUUUGAGUGAAAUAGGACCGAUCGAUCUGGGAACAAUGCUGUUAAAAUCCGACGCAGAAAUGAUUGCUUACGAUACGAUCAACAACUCGAAGGAAGCAAUCGAACGAUGUGCUGCGGUGCUGCUGAGCGAAUUGAACGAGCUGAUAACGAACAGAAACGUUCCGGUUGCAAACUACGCCUCACUGAUUUGCUACAAAAUGCUGUACGGAAAAACAUUCCAUGCUUUGGCGGCCAAACUACCAACACUGCACCCAUUUUUGGGAACUUCUGCGGAAGAGAUCAAACUCUUCACUCGUACCACCGGACGCAGUUUGUCGUUGCGGCCAAUGCUUGCCAACGAACGGAUCGAGUACAGCGCUUUUGUGCAGCAGCUGUCAGCCGCGUUGCUGUCAUUUUUGGGAAAUACGAUGAUUAAAAAACUGGCCGAACAGGAAACGACAUUCGUCGAGAAGCUUGUCCCUUUGCUGGUACAGAUAACGAUAAAGCAAUUCGAAGAGUCAAUCAUCGAUAGCAUGGGCAGCUUUAUUAAUGAGUUUUUCAACGAGUUCGCUGCCAUUCAAAAUGAGGUUCACAAUAUUUUCAAUGACCCGAAAGCUAUUCAACUGAUGCUUACCAUCGUGGAGUGUGUUCGGAUACAUAAUCAAUGCUUUCCACAGUACAAAAUUUCCGUUAACUAUCUACGAAUCGCACAAGCGUCUCAAUUCUGUCAGGCACACUUUAAAGCCAUCCUGUAUGGUGACCUCUGGUACCGGGAGGAAGAGGAGCAAGGCAAGCAUGAUGCCAAACGACACCCGGAACUGCAAAACAUAAUGAAAUCAUGCCAUUUGGCGAUCGGCGUAAACGAUGCAGUUAAAUAAUUCCUCA
Anopheles merus is the source of this 2064-nucleotide messenger RNA. RefSeq names its product serine-protein kinase ATM-like. The transcript has 7 exons. Gene Ontology annotation, biological process: DNA damage response. Gene Ontology annotation, molecular function: protein serine/threonine kinase activity. The record is from RefSeq and is a predicted model, not a curated record. The coding region runs from base 21 to 2057 and encodes 678 amino acids. NCBI's taxonomy places the organism in Eukaryota, Metazoa, Arthropoda, Insecta, Diptera, Culicidae.